GGUUUAAUGCAGCGGUGUUUGAGUUCAGACUGAAGUCAGUCAUUCAGUGCUGCUGCACGAGAAAUGAUCAAACUGAGUCUCUCAGACCUGCAGCCUGUGAAAAUAACACGCUCUUAAAUGCUUGUGAACUGCAAACGCCUUAAAUAAAGAGGAAAUCACUUGAGUGUGUGAGGGACAUGAGAGAAGAGUCCGUCUGCGCUCACAACAGCAGCCUGAUGGGAGAAGCAGAAUGUCAUCGUCUGUCCACCGGUUCGUCUGUGGGGACUCCGGAUCCACGGGCCGCAGACGGCUGUUCUCUGUCCAGCUCUGAGCCUUCAGAGGACGGCCGGCCGGUCAGCAUUGUGUCCACCGUCUCGUCCGAGUCAUCCGUGGAGGGCAGCUGCGGCUCCCUGACCGCAGGAGCUGAUAUCGGCCUGGAGCUCAGUCCUCAGGAGGCUCCUUCAGAUCCUCCAGAUCUGCUCGGCUUGGACUGGCCAGUUGAAGAACCAUCGGUCACUACACCAGACUCUCCGUCACCGUUCGCAUCCGUCACAAUGGCCCCGAACCCUCAGCUCACACACGUGGAUCGUGUCGUGAUGGAGAUUAUCGAGACGGAGCGGAUGUACGUCAGAGAUCUGCGUAGCAUCGUAGAGGAUUAUCUUGUGCACAUCAUUGACACCAAGGACCUCCCAAUCAAUCCAGAGCACGUGUGUUCGCUGUUUGGGAAUAUUGAACACAUUUAUGAGUUCAACAGUGAGUUAUUACAGUCUUUAGACAUGUGUGCCAGUGAUCCUGUGGCCAUCGCACGCUGCUUUGUGGACAAGAGCGAGUAUUUUGAGAUCUACACGCAGUACUGUACAAACUACCCGAAUUCGGUGGCGGUGUUGACAGAGUGUCUGAGGAAUGAAACUCUGGCCAAGUUCUUCCGGGAUCGUCAGGCGUCUCUCAAGCGCUCUCUUCCGUUGGGUUCUUACCUGCUCAAACCAGUUCAGAGGAUCCUCAAAUAUCACCUGCUGCUUCAGGAAAUCGCCAAGCAUUUCGACCCUGAGGAGGACGGGUACGAGGUGGUGAUCGAGGCCAUAGACAGCAUGACGGGAGUCGCCUGGUACAUCAACGACAUGAAGAGAAAACACGAGCACGCCGUGAGACUUCAGGAGGUCCAGUCUCUGCUCAUAAACUGGAAUGGUCCGGAUCUGACCACAUUCGGCGAGUUGGUUCUGGAAGGAACGUUUCACGUCCACCGCGCCAGAAAGGAGAGAACCCUGUUCCUGUUCGAUAAGAUGCUGCUCAUCACCAAGAAACGAGGAGAACUUUACGUCUACAAGACUCACAUCUCGAGUUCCACACUGAUGCUGAUAGAAAGUGCCAAAGAUUCGCUGCGCUUCAGCGUGACGCAUUACAAGCAGCCCAAGCAGCCGCACACGGUUCAGGCCAGAACGGUGGAGGAGAAGAAACUGUGGGCUCAUCACAUAAAGAGACUCAUUCUGGAGAACCAUCACGCCGUUAUCCCGCAGAAAGCCAAAGACGCGAUCCUGGACAUGGACUCCACAUGUCCAGUGAAGUACCGCUACAGUCCAGACCGGCUGAAGAAAGCGUCGUCUUGUCAAAAUGACGAUUUCUCUGAUGUGUUACAGGAACGGAGACGCUCUGAACCGGCUAAACGAUCUGUACGAAGCACUAAAGGAACGCUUAAGCAUGCAGACAGCGAAGGUACUCUAUUAGUGGAUAAAGACCGUCUUUCCAUGCUGCCCAAAACCACAAACUCAAACCCAGAACUCAAGACUACGGAGCCAGGAAUGAUUCAGAACGGACAACAUCAUGAAUCCAGCACAGGUUCGCUGGAUGACCGUGAGAAAGCAAAGAGCGCAGAGGACAGAAUAGGAGGAGAUAAUGUUGAAGAGGAAGAUCUGAUGGGAGUCGAGCAGGUAGCAGACUUUGCCACUUCAGUGUUGGCCGCCAUCUCCUGCUGGCAUUAUAGGGCCAAGGCUUUGCUUUUCAAUCAGUUCAUCACGGACAGAGAAGGUUGUUGGGAAAAUUGGCCAAUGAACCAAAGCAGCCAAACACCCACUAAAGAAAAACAUGAUGAUACAAGUGAAAGUUUGACUCUCUUUGAACAGAGCUCAACUGGGGAACGCAGUUCACCGAAGGUCUUUUCUCCUCUCAGAGAGUCAGAGGAAACGGGGAUGAACCAAUCAGAUGAUUAUCCCAAAAUCUCUGGGAUAAUAAUGGCAGGAUGCCACACCGAUCCAGAGAUAAUAGACUUCAAUACUGGAGGACAAAGAAUUGGCGAUAAUGUUGAGGACAGUGUGCAUUUCUCAUCUCCUCCUGGACUAGAAGAGCACCUCUCAGAAGAUGUGCAGAACAUGGAGGUAGAUGUUGAAGCACCUGGUGGCCUCUUGUCUUCAUCUGUUCUGGACAAGGAAAGCAAUAUCUCCGAGCGAUGUGCCAGCAGUCUCUUUCAAAAUACUAGUCUAGGAGUCGAAGAGUCUUUUGACUUGGGCUGCCCCUCUUCUCAAUUGGAAAGUAGAAGCAGUUUGCUCAGCUGUGGUGCCGAGCCCCGUGAGAAAGACAAAGGCCUUGAGUUUAGACGGUCCACUCCAGAACCAUUAACAGAGACUGUUCCCGACAGCCUGUUUAUACCAAACCAAAGAUCUCAAAUGAAUCCGGAUACCCUUUCCAAAAACGACAGAUUGCUCAUACAUAAGAUUCGAAGGUACUAUGAACAUGCUGAGCACCAGGAUGCAAGCUUUGCCGUCAAACGCAGAGAGAGCCUUUCGUACAUCCCUGCAGGCCUAGUCCGUAAUCUGAGCCAACAACUCAAUGACCUUGCAGACGAGGAUUUAGCAUUGCAUAAGAGGGUCCCUUCCAUCACAAGGCCAACUUUAUGGUCAGUCUUUAAUCUAUCAGGCUUGGGGGUCGACAAGAAAGCAAAGGAUAGCUCUGAUUUUGUGGUCCCUGCAAAUGGCAAAGAGUCCAACCUUCGAGAUCUAAGUGGGAAUGAUGAAUUCCAGUCUGCAUCUGAUAUGGCUAAAGCGUGGCAAGACAUGGAGAUGGAGAUAACUGGGACUUCUGAACGACAUCAGGACUCGGAGGAUUCCCAAAUGACUACACCUGGUGAAGAAAAGAAAGCAGAAACCAGUAAGGGGAGCUUGGAUAGCGGACUUGGGGAACCUCUGGUAAUACUGGAAGAGACCGAUGAAAGCUUUUCCUCGUCCCCAAUCAACAACGUCUUAGAAAAGGACAAGAUGCAAGAGUCCCUAAGGCAUCCAAAUGAGGAACACAAGUUACAAGAGCACCACAAUGUUGACCACACUUCUUUACCAAAGAGCAUCUCCUUACGGUCUGCUAGUGAGGAUGAACGCAUCCUUCAAGAAAUGGAGAAAAUGAAAAAUAAGGUGUUUCAUUUGGCCAGGCAGUACAGUCAGCGUAUCAAAAACAACAGACCGAUGGUAAAGCAGAGGCCCAAGAUCUCAGACAACCAUUUCGUGCCCAAGAACCUGUCUUGCGUGAUGGAGGAGAGACCUCCAGGAAAAGAGAAAGGCAUUCCUGACAAGCCACUGUUGUUGAACUUGAAUGAGCAGGACCUUAUCCCGGACUCUACGACUACUAGUCCAACUUCCAGCCUCUGUUCUCCUGGAAGUCCUCAGUUCUUCAAUUGCAGAUUAAAUGCUCAGAGACCACAAAGUCCUAUACAAACCGAGACCUUCAACUGGCCGGAUGUAAAAGAGUUGCGUUCCAAAUAUAACAAGCAAAGUCAAGAUGAUGCAACCGCUUCCCCUCGUCCGUUCCCAGUGGGUCGCAGUACUUCUUUUUCAGAAAGAGCUCUGGAAACUGGAUCAGAGAGAUCCAGUGCAUCGUGUUCAUUGUCUUGUUCGUCCCCUUUCAGCAAUAGCACAUUGCAGAGAUCUACUUCAAUAGAUUCUACAUGUUCCAGCAAGACCCUUGAAGGGGAAGGUUUGCCUUCGCUGUGUAGCGGUAAUGCAUUUGAUUCCGGCUUGGGAUCCACUAAUGCACACGAGCAACUGGAGAGAAGUUGUGAUUCUGGUCAAGAUGGGAACAACCUUGUUUUAGAGACGACUUGCUUGGGCAAGCCUGAAGAGGAUGAUUCAGCAAUGGUUUCACAAUCUGAACUUGCAGUGGCAAACAGUAAAGAGCACAACUUUAGUGAAUGCAUGGAAAACGCUGAGAACAGUCAACAUAGUUUGGUUAAAACCUGCGGGAUAAAUUUCUGAAUUCUAAUACUUGAGACUUUCUUACUCUUUACACUCGGAACCUUAAAAUAUCUUACAGCUAGGAUUCCUCUCUCGAAAAUAUGUAAUUUGGCCACUGUUUGAGAGGCUAAGUAAGUCUUACACAUGUUUGGUGUUCUGUGUUUAUGGAAAGCAAGCAUGACUUUUAAAUUCCAGUUAUGAAUUAUCCAACUGAAAAAGGGAUGCUUAUGGACCUCAAAGAAUAUAUUUAUGAAAUUUGCAUUUGUAAAUAUAUGUGUAUAUUUCAUUGAGAUGUAAACAUUUGUUAAAGAAGCUGACUCUGGUACUGUACUUUUGGAAAAGUGGUUAAAUGUGUAUUUUUUUCUUUCAGACAUUUCGAAAUAAAAAGCAAUAAGGAAGACUAUAUAAAGUAACAGGUCCGUGCAUACUAAGUUACCAAUGCAUCUGUUUUUGUUUGAACUUUAUUAGUACACAUUUUCACGUUUCUGGAAGAGCACUGUAAUAUUAAAUGCAAUCUGUUAGUUAUUUUUGGUAAGCAUUGCCUGAUGUCUCUUCACUGUUUGUGUUCAAGCUCUGACCAGAGGAAAGACCGUAAUCUCAUAAAGACGUCAUUCCCCACUAAUGAGAAGAAAAUUAGAAAUCAUAAUCAGAUUAUGCUGAUGAAUGAUAAACGGUGACAAAGACUGAUGUAAAAUUCAAUCUGAAAUCAGAAAUCGGUCAAAUAGUGCUCAGUUUGACUGAAUGUUGGGUGUCAAAUUAAAAUGCUGCUUUGUUGACAACAUAUCGUGCUUGUUUUUAAUUAUUUAAAUGUCAGAUGUGAAUUUAAAAAUCUGAGAUUGAGAAUUUGCAAUUUGCUUAUUGAGGUUAUUAAAGUAUACGUCAUUUGAGCAAUAUAUAAUGCACGGUCACAAAAUGUGUAUCGGGUCAUGUUUAAUGGGAUAUAUUAUAAGCUAGCUUGUUUUUGGUUGUAUCUUUCUGCUCAUUGGUGGGAUUUAUCUCCAGGCAUGAUGUCACUGUUUUCUUAAUAUUUUUUUUAUUUAUUUGAAUUGGUGUAAAUAUGAUGCACAAAUUCCUAUGUAAAAAUGUUCAGUUCAUAUCCUAUUUUUCUGAUAUACUACAUUAAAAGAAACUUUCCAUGCUUUAAACAUUA
Molecule: messenger RNA, 5340 nt
Organism: Carassius gibelio (silver crucian carp)
Lineage: Eukaryota; Metazoa; Chordata; Actinopteri; Cypriniformes; Cyprinidae
Product: pleckstrin homology domain-containing family G member 3
Exons: 19
Coding region: 177-4211 (1344 amino acids)
Molecular function (GO): guanyl-nucleotide exchange factor activity
Source: RefSeq, a predicted model, not a curated record